This is a messenger RNA of Etheostoma cragini (Arkansas darter), 1624 nucleotides long. It is a transcript of the gene rad51d, whose product is annotated as RAD51 paralog D. The transcript has 10 exons. Gene Ontology annotation, molecular function: ATP hydrolysis activity; four-way junction DNA binding; single-stranded DNA binding. Gene Ontology annotation, biological process: double-strand break repair via homologous recombination; reciprocal meiotic recombination; DNA strand invasion. NCBI's taxonomy places the organism in Eukaryota, Metazoa, Chordata, Actinopteri, Perciformes, Percidae. The record is from RefSeq and is a predicted model, not a curated record. Bases 354 to 1259 code for a protein of 301 amino acids. Gene Ontology annotation, cellular component: Rad51B-Rad51C-Rad51D-XRCC2 complex; centrosome; replication fork.
ACUUUACUACGGCAAGCAGGAGGAGGAAAUUAAACCUUUGCACAUUGUUAGGCGGGUGCUGCUGUUGAUCGAAAAACUUUGGUGGAAACGUUAGUUUGUCGUAAGUAAAUAAUGACAGGGUUUAGUCGUUGUGAAAGUUAAGUGAAACUCCUGAAUGCUGUCGUUAGCGGUCUAACGUUAGCUAGGUAACUUAUUCUCGCAAAGCUAAAAACAAGCGUAACAUUACUUAGCCGCAUCUAGCUAGCUAACUUAACUUAACGUCCAUUCACUUUCUUUCAUCUUUAGGGCACACUUUGCGUGUUAUUUCCUAACAGCAGAGUUCCACGCAAACUAGCAGUUAACAAUGCAAGACCAUGGUAGUCUUGAGAGAAGGAAUGUGUCCCGGACUAGAUGAGGCUUUAGUCCGUGACCUACGUGCUGCCGAUAUUAAAACAGUGGAGGACGUGGUCUCGUCUGACAUUGAGGAACUUGCUCAGAGAUGCUCUGUAUCAUAUAAGGCUCUAUUUGCCAUCCGCCGAGUGCUGCUGGCCCAACACACAGCAUUCCCUGUGUCAGGCGCUGAUCUGUAUGAAGAACUAUUGAGCUCAACAGCCAUCCUCUCCACUGGAAAUCCCAGCUUAGAUAAACUGCUGGAUUCAGGCUUGUAUACUGGAGAGAUAACAGAGCUGUCAGGAGGCCCAGGAAGUGGCAAAUCUCAGGUGUGCUUCGGUGUGGCAGUGCACAUUUCUUACCAGCUGAAACAGAGUGUAAUAUUUCUCGAUACGACAGGAGGGCUGACUGCCAGUCGCUUGCUUCAAAUGCUCCAAGCUGAAACAAGUAGCACAGAAGAGCAGGCGUCUAUUGGCGGUGGCUCUGUCAAGGCAGUGAUCGUAGACUCUGUGUCAGCUGUUAUCUCUCCUCUACUGGGAGGCAAACAAAAUGAAGGCAUGUCCUUGAUGAUACAAGUGGCAGGAGUUCUCAAGACAUUGGCAAAGGACUUCAAUGUUGCUGCUUUGGUUACAAACCAUGUUACGAGGAGUGGCAGCGGGGAGGUGCAGCCGGGCCUCGGCGUGUCGUGGAGUCCCAUCCCCAGAACCAGGAUCCUGCUGGAGCGAGUAGAGAGGGUUGCGCCUGUCAGCCACUCAAGCAUGCGCUCUGCAACGCUGAUCAAGUCUUCCAGACAGCCUUGUUACAUCCAAGCCGAGUUUGACUUGCAGUGGUGGAGUUGCUCUAAAGAAGCAUCAUCAGGAAAGAGGAAACUGGAUGAGACUGAUUCCUGAUGACAGCCGACUAAAAAACCCCUGACCUAAGGGAGGUACGACCCGUCUCUUGCGGAUACAUUCCCAGAUCCAGCUUGGUGAGACUUUCUGGGCCUUGCUAUCGUCUUCAGGUUCUGCCAGCGUAUGCGUGGCUGAAGCAGCGUCGUAGUCCGGUACGAGGUCUCCGUCAUAUGCCACAAAGUACCUCUUCAAUUUGUCAAAGUCCUGCACUGAAACGGGCAGGAAAAGCUUCACCCCACUGAAGAUGUCCAGCAACGUCUACAGAAAAAAAAGUUUAAGAGGACACACAUGAACAUACUGCCCAAAUUUGGAGUUUUUUAAGCUGCAUAGCGUUCAAUUAAUACUUAAGUCCAACAUGUUAAAAU